This is a messenger RNA of Babesia bigemina, 1059 nucleotides long. RefSeq names its product ribosome biogenesis Brix protein, putative. Gene Ontology annotation, molecular function: rRNA binding. Lineage: Eukaryota; Apicomplexa; Aconoidasida; Piroplasmida; Babesiidae. The coding region runs from base 1 to 1059 and encodes 352 amino acids. The record is from RefSeq and is a predicted model, not a curated record. Gene Ontology annotation, cellular component: nucleolus. Gene Ontology annotation, biological process: ribosomal large subunit assembly; rRNA processing. The transcript is spliced from 7 exons.
AUGAAGAAAAUAACGACUAAAAAAUCCAAAGGUGAAAUCAAGAAGCAGCUGGUGGAGAAGGGGGAAUCCAUUCGGAAGUCGCUCGAACACAUUGUGAAGCAGGAUGCGAAGGCAAACACGAGCACUGCGAAUCUCGCAGCGCGGGCGCCGAAGAAAAGCGUGGACAAGCUGCAAAAGGCGGUGAACGACGACAGCGACAGCGGCGCCGACGAAGAUGUGGACAUGGACCCCUACCGCCUCAAGGACGCCUACUACAUCAAGCAGAAUGCCAAGUACACCAACAAGAAGAAGACCAUAGUGCUGGCGAGUAGGGGCAUUUCCAGCCUAGGAAGGCAGCUCAUGAACGACAUCAAGCUGAUGCUCCCGCAUCACAAGGCCGAGUCCAAGCUGGAGAAGAAAGAGUCGUACACGGCAAUAAACACACUUGCUGGGCUCUCUGGGUGUGACAGCGCCAUCUUCAUAGAGGCACGCAAAAGUGAAAUGAUCAUGUGGAUCUCCAAGACGCCUAACGGCCCGACGCUGAAGGGGCGACUUACGAACGUGCACACCCUGAGGGAUUCCACGUUCGCCGGGAACUGCUUGCUCUACUCUAGGCCGCUGCUCACGUUUGACAACGCGUUCGAGUCCACGGCGCACCUCAAGCUCAUCAAACAGGUGCUGAUGCACGUGUUCGGGACUCCCAACAACCACCCGAAGAGCAAGCCGUUCUGCGACCACUGCCUCUCGUUCUUCUACUUCGACGGGCGCAUUUUCUUCAGACACUACCAAAUCGCACCGGAAAACGAGUUCGCCAUGAACAAGCCGCAACAACAAGUGCUCACGGAGAUAGGGCCGCAGUUCGUAGUGGAGCCCAUCCUCAUCCUCUCCGGCAGCUUCAACGGCACGAUGCUCUGGAAGAAUAAGAACUACGUUUCCCCCAUCAUGAUGCGAAGGCUUAAACGUGAGUCAGACGCCCUGCGCAAGCAGCAACAGGAGAUAGAUAAAAAGAACCGCGAUCGCGAAACGGAUCUGCCGGAUGACGAGCUGUCGAACCAGAACGUUUUCAGCGCUCCAAACUGA